Molecule: messenger RNA, 264 nt
Organism: Tuber melanosporum (Perigord truffle)
Lineage: Eukaryota; Fungi; Ascomycota; Pezizomycetes; Pezizales; Tuberaceae
Exons: 2
Coding region: 1-264 (87 amino acids)
Biological process (GO): protein histidyl modification to diphthamide
Molecular function (GO): metal ion binding
Source: RefSeq, a predicted model, not a curated record
AUGACAGACUCGAUUUACGACGAGAUAGAAAUCGAAGACAUGACCUUCGACAAGGACCGCGGCCUAUAUACAUAUCCUUGUCCGUGCGGUGACAGGUUCGAAAUUCUGCUGGAUGACCUGCGCGAUGGGGAGGAAAUCGCGGUGUGUCCGAGCUGUUCCUUGAUGAUUCGGGUGAUAUUUGAGGCUGGUGAUUUACCGAGAGUGGAGAAGGAGGGUUUGAAGGGGAAGAUGGAGGCAGCGGUUGCGGUUGCGGUUUCCGCGUGA